CGCUGCGGCCGGGGUCGGGUCGCGGGCCUGCGGCGUCUCGGUCGUUGCCCGAGCCCGCCGCGGCUCCAGCCCUGGGAGGAGCACCUCCCCGGAAGGCGGGGCGAUGCCGGGGAACCGGCAGCCGAGGGUACGCUCCGGGAACGAGCCUCGUCCCGCGCCCACCAUGGAGCCGGAGGGGCGCGGGGCCUGGGCCCACAGCCGCGCCGCGCUCGACCGGCUGGAGAAGCUGCUGCGCUGCUCGCGUUGCACUCAUAUUCUGAGGGAGCCUGUGUGUUUAGGGGGGUGUGAGCACAUCUUCUGUAGUAAUUGUGUAAGUGACUGCAUUGGGACUGGAUGUCCAGUGUGUUAUACCCCAGCCUGGAUACAAGAUGUGAAGAUAAAUAGACAAUUGGACAGCAUGAUCCAGCUUUGUAGUAAGCUUCGGAAUUUGCUACAUGAUGAUAAGCUUUCAGAUUUGAAAGAAGAUACAUCUAGGGAAAAUUUAUUUAAUGAUGCAGAAAAUAAGAAGAAUUCAAUAAAAAUGUGGUUUAGUCCUCGAAGUAAGAAGGUCAGAUAUGUCAUGAGUAAAGUUUCAGUGCAAACCCAGCCUCAAGUGAUAAAUGAUGAGAAUGCUCAGCAGGCUUCCAUGUACGAAUUUGUUUCUACAAGUCCUCCAGCAGGUGUUUCUGAGAAGGCUAAAAAGGCUUCUGCAAGAUCUGGAAAAAAACAGAAAAAGAAAACUUUAGCUGAAAUCAACCAAGAAUGGAACUUGGAGGCAGAAAAAGAAGAUGGUGAACUUGACUCCAAAGAGGAAUUAAAGGAAAAGCUGGUGUCCUUCUGCAGCCAGCCGUCUGUUAUCGCUAGUCCUCAGACAAGUGGUGAGAUAGACUUACUAGCCAGUGGCUCUGCCGCGGAAUCACAGGGUUGUAGCAGCCUAACUGAAGUCUCUUUACCAUUAGCUGAGCACAUAGAGUCCCCAGAAACGGAGAGCAGGAAUGAAGAAGUGACUCCCGAGAAGAAGCUCUGUGCGAAUCCUCGUCCAUCUAAGCAGUGCUUGCUGUCAGGUCCCGGUGGGCGACGUGGGUGUCGCAGCAGACGGUCCAGUCCCGUCCCUAAGAGAUGCAGGAGCAGCAUUCCUGGCACCAGCAGACAGUACAUAGUGCUUUCAGAAAACAAACCAUCGCCUGGCUGCCCCUCACCACCCUCAAACAAACUCAAAGUUGGUGACACAUUAAGGAGGAGAAAGAGUAAUGUAUCAGACAAGUCCAUGAGCCUCUUACCAGGUACGCCACCUUCUGCACUGAACAAUCCGAGUUACAGACGGAUGAUGUCUAGCCCCUCAGCAGCGAAGCUGUCACCCAUUAGCCUUAUGGCUGUGAAAAGAAAUCAUAGAGGAGAGACUCUGCUCCAUAUUGCUUCCAUUAAGGGCGAUGUACCUUCUGUUGAGUACCUCUUACAAAACGGAAGCGACCCAAAUGUUAAAGAUCAUGCUGGAUGGACACCAUUGCAUGAAGCCUGCAAUCAUGGGCACCUGAAGGUAGUGGAGUUGUUGCUACAGCACAAGGCGUUGGUGAACACCACUGGCUAUCAGAACGACUCGCCGCUUCAUGAUGCCGCCAAGAAUGGGCACCUGGAUAUAGUCAAACUCUUAAUUUCCUACGGAGCCUCGAGGAACGCUGUUAACAUAUUUGGUUUGCGACCUGUGGAUUAUGCAAAUGGUGAAAAUAUGAAAUCACUAUUGCUGCUGCCAGAGAAGAAUGAAUCAUCAUCAACUCGCCAUUGCUCAGUAAUGAACACUGGUCAGCGUAGGGAUGGACCUCUCGUGCUUAUAGGCAGUGGGCUUUCUUCAGAACAACAAAAAAUGCUCAGUGAGCUUGCAGCAAUUCUUAAGGUUAAAAAAUGUGCUGAAUUUGACAAUACAGUAACUCAUGUCAUUGUUCCUGGGGAUACAGUUCAAAGUACCCUAAAAUGUAUGCUUGGGAUUCUCAGUGGAUGUUGGAUCUUAAAAUUUGAAUGGGUGAAAGCAUGUCUACAGAGAAAAGCAUGUGAACAGGAGGAAAAAUAUGAGAUUCCUGAAGGGCCACAGCGAAGCAGGCUCAACAAGGAACAGCUGUUGCCAAAGCUGUUUGAUGGAUGCUACUUCUAUUUCGGGGGAACCUUCAAACACCAUCCAAAGGACAACCUUAUUAAGCUUGUCGCUGCAGCUGGGGGCCAGGUCCUUAGUAGAAAGCCCAAGCCAGACAGUGACGUGACUCAGACCAUCAAUACAGUUGCAUACCACGCGAGACCUGAUUCUGAUCAGCGCUUCUGCACACAGUAUAUCAUCUACGAAGAUUUGUCUAAUCAUCGCCCAGAGAGGGUCCGGCAGGGCAAAGUCUGGAUGGCUCCUUCCAGCUGGUUUAUUGAUUGUGUGAUGUCCUUUGAGUUGCUCCCUCUUGACAGCUGAAUAUUGCACCAGAUGAACGUUUCAAAUUGAACUCACACUGUUUUGAUCAUUCACAUUUUUAUAAUAGGUAGACUCGUUCAUACAUAUUUUUUCCUUGAAUUAAAAACAAAACAAAACUUGAGCCAGACUUAGAAUUCAUUCUCUGUUUACCAUUUAGAUGCUGAAAUUGCUUUGAAGGAUUUUUCUUUUUAAAACUGGUGUAUGUUUUGAUUCAUCAUGUCUUUUUAUUCAAAUUAUCAGCUAUCAAAGAUUAAUGAGGGAGUACCAGAACUAUUGGUUAAAUAUACAAGCAGUAUCAUUACUCUCUCAGCCUUUUAAUGUUCUUUGAUGAAAAUAAUCCACACUUGCCACCAGCAAAAAUACUUCCCAUCCUUAGUAAACAAAGAAUAUUGUCAAAUAAUUGAUUCUGGCUUUAUUGUAAUAGAGUACCUGGUCUGAAUGUACCACCAUAGGUGUUAAAUUCUUCUGUCUACAAUUGUCUUCAUCUUACGUUGUGUUUAGUUUCUUAUAAUUUACAUGGCUGUUAGUUCCUACGUUUUUAUCCCUUCUUUUUAUCUUCCGUAUUCAUCAAGAAAUCAUGAUUUAAACCAUAGCAUUUUUCUUCGGUGGUGAAAAAUCAACAUUGGACUCAUGGUACAUAUUUUUAUUGUAUAUACUUGCUUAUUGUUAGCUAUCAAUUUGUGACUGUGUUUAUCUACAGUGUAUGUACAUAUACAUAGAGCAUUUUCUCUAACAAAUUUUAGUAUCAGUAUUCCUUAGAAGGUCUCACCAGAUUAGUAAGUUGUCAAUCAGAUGUUAAUUAAAUUAGGGCUAGUCCUUUUUCCAGUAGACCUCGCUACAUAUUGCUAAAAUAAUUGUUUUUGAAGGUCUUAAUUUCUUCUUUUGUGAAGAUUUUAUUUUUCCAUUUUUAGAUUGCUGUGGAGGCAGAAGUUGGGAAUUAUCUGAUUAGAAAAGAUUUUGUCCAGGUGGUACAAAAGGCCAUCACAAUAAGUCUAAAGGCAGGAGUAGGAAGGGCUGUCUCCUAAUACAAGACCACAGAGUAGGAGACAGGACGCCGCCUGAGCCUGGGGAGUCCUGGGGAGGUUACUCUGAUUGGAGUGUUCUUGUUUGUGAAUGAAUCGACAAGGUAAAUUAGAUCAUUUAAAAAUAUUUGUAAGAAGAAUUCUUUAAUAAGUCUUCCUAGAAACUGAACAUAGUUCUAUGAAAGACAUGGGAAGGGAUACACUGAGAGACCUGCCAGGUUUGGUCUCUGUUGGGCUGGAGAUUAGUGAAGCACUGGAUGAGAAUACUGAGAGUCUGAAGUGAAUGAACAUUAGUAAGAUUCAUUUAUUUGUAAGUGUGAGAUUCUGCUGAUUAUUUCGAAAUAAAUCUUAUUGUAAUUCCUUCUCUCACAUGUCAUGUUUCCAUAUCAAGAAACACAUUAUGUAAACACACUGAUACACUGGGGACCCUGUCCUUCACGGAUGAAUUAGCUCUGCAACCCUCUCCAACCAGUCAUGUCUUUGUCCCACAUUUCAUUCUAAUGGAGAAUGAUGAACACCAUAGCACCAAGCAAAUCUGAGGGGUUAGCUAAUGUCUGGAUUAAAUAAUUUAGGACUCUCUGGGAUUUCGGUUUGUCAUUUUUGAUUUAUAACUGACUUGUGGUCACUCUCUAUUGCCUCAUCGGUCACAUUCCUAGACAGGUUUGUGUCUGUUCCUCCGAUUUGAAUCCCUGUUUGUAAAACAACUUUGGGGGUUGCUGCCCACUCUCCUUCAUUCAUUUUCUUGGUUUAUCACCCCUCCCUCUGUUGUAUUCUGUCCCCCACUAUUAAGCAGUUUUAUUUUUGGUUCCUUUAAAUAUUUAUUUUGACAGCAGUUCGUUGAUGUUAAGCUCUUGAACCUUGUAAUAUCUGUGUAGAUAUACUUGUCACUGUUUUCAUUUGUCCAUCACAGAUUCAAGCUUCCUUUUUAUUGACUAUAAAUCAUUAAAGUUAUUUGUGUUUCUGUA
Zalophus californianus (California sea lion) is the source of this 4412-nucleotide messenger RNA. RefSeq names its product BRCA1 associated RING domain 1 (gene BARD1). The record is from RefSeq and is a predicted model, not a curated record. The coding region runs from base 104 to 2425 and encodes 773 amino acids. The transcript has 11 exons. Lineage: Eukaryota; Metazoa; Chordata; Mammalia; Carnivora; Otariidae. Gene Ontology annotation, molecular function: protein binding.